Messenger RNA from Centropristis striata (black sea bass), 1719 nucleotides. Its product is annotated as immunoglobulin lambda-1 light chain-like. Bases 227 to 1168 code for a protein of 313 amino acids. The record is from RefSeq and is a predicted model, not a curated record. The transcript has 6 exons. NCBI's taxonomy places the organism in Eukaryota, Metazoa, Chordata, Actinopteri, Perciformes, Serranidae.
CUUUAAAACAGCUGAAGACUCUGUUUAAUAUUAGUGUGAAGACACAGGAAAGUGAGGUGCUUUGAAGCAGCCUUAUCUCUCCACCACAGGGGCUGAUGGGAGGUCUGAGGACCUGUUAGAAACCACGUGGCCCUCGUCUGAUCUCGCAGCUCCUCCUUGUUUGGCCUCAGCUGCAUCAGAGCGCCACUUCUCCCCAGGUUCACCAGAGGAAACACCGCUGCACAAAAUGCUUUUCCUCCCAGCUGCUGCUCUGUGCUGUCUGUGCUCAGCGCUGGCUGCCAUGGCAACACAGCUGCUUCAGGAGGAUUUAACAUGGACCAGGAGAGUUGGUGAAAGAGUCUCCUUCAGCUGUCGAGGCACUGAACAGUGUGAUAGACGUUAUCCUUUUGUAUACUGGUACCAGAAGAGAGACACAGAAACAAUCACACUGAUUCUUGAUAUUGACAGGGAUGAUGGUAAAAUAGAUAAACGUUACAAUCAUCCUCAGAAAGAUGAUUUCUCAGCUGUGAAUAAACAGAACGGCUGUGAGUUGCAGAUCCAGAGCGUUAAACUAACUCAUUCAGCCACCUACUACUGCUGCUGUAAGAAGGGCGGAUGGUACUACAUGUUUGGCUCUGGAACUAAACUGUUUGUAGGUGAGCAGGUAGUGAAGCCCGUGGUGAGCGUGUACCCAGCAGCACCCAGAGCCCACCUGGAGGGGAAGAGCUCCCUGCUGUGUCUGGCCUCAGCCAUGUUUCCUCCUCUGGUCCGCUUCUCCUGGAAAAGACGAAAGGAGAACGGUCCUCUGGAGGAGCUGCCCCCUGCUGAGGGAGAGCAGCUGGAGCUCAGAGAGUCGGGACACACCGCCGCCAUCUUGCUGCUCCGUCAGCAAGAGAACAGCACGUAUAAAUACCACUGCUACGUCCAGCACGAGGGGGGCCAAGUGGAGGCCCCAACAGAACAAGAGGUUCAAGCUCCAGAAGCCUUCUUUCCUCCAGAGAGAGAGCCAGCAGACCUGCCAGCUCUGCAGCAAGCUGACUGGUCCUUCCAGUCUCAGUGCAGGGUGAAGCUGCUCUGCCUGCUGUACACAGUGCUGAUAGUGAAGAGUCUGGUGUUCUGCUGUGGAAUCGUUCUGCUGAUGAUUCUCAGAAACAAGGGACCGUCCACCAACUGCACACAUGCUGACUGACUGUUUUCUGCCUUUUCUCACCAUCAAAUCUCAUCAAUUCAUCUCAUUCAUCACGCUGAUCAGUAUUCACAAAUAUCAAUGAUGACGUGUUGUGGUUGUUAUGUAAAAGGAAGACACAGUCAUCCUAAAAAUAUAAAUACAUAUAUACACGUAUAUAUCUGCAGUUACUAAGUGUACAUUUUGUCUGGUGUCAUUGUGAUAUUUUAGUUAAUUUCCACUUUGAGUUGCGACCUGUAUAAUAAUAGAGAUUUAUUCUCAAUCAUUAGCUUCUUGUAGACAUGUUAUUAAGUAUUUUCUGUUUAUUUGAUUAAUUUUCAUCAAGUUUGUCAAAUUCUUUCAGAGAAACAUUCUCAAUAAAGUGAAAAAUCACAGACCGUGUCUUUUUUGAAACCUCCUUGUUCUGAUGUAUUUCAGUUUGACUUCAGAGCAAAUAAUCAGAAACAGAAUCUCUUAGGUUGGCUGUGUAUGUUGACAGCUACAUUUAAUGUGACUCUGGUUGUAACUAGCUCUGAAUAUACUUUCACACAGCGCCAUGAACAAAUGUACAGGAA